GGAACAGGGAACCAGGAAAUGCGGGCUCCUCGCCGCGCGCCAGGGAAGCUCCCCUCGCCAGAAAGCGGAGAAGGUUUCGCCUGCGAGGACCGACAUGGGCAACCAGUGCUGCUGUAGGCGAGGCUGGAACUGGCCGUCGCCGUUUAAGAGGAAAAAUGAAAAAACAGGUUCUAGAGUCAGUAAGCCAAGUCCGCAGCAUCCAGAGAGCAAGCAGGGAUUUGAUGUCACUCCAGUUUAUGACGAUGUGUCCGAGUUCCCUGUCUAUGCCACCGUGACCAAGCCCAAGCACACGAAGCGUGACAACAGCAACGUGCACUAUGCGGACAUCCAGGUCUUCAGCAAAAUCCGGGAGCGCUCAGCCGAGGAGGUGAAGACCCUGCAGUCCCAGAAUGCCACGGAGUAUGCCACCCUCAACUUUCCCCGGGCCACGCCGAAAUACGACAGCAAAAACGGAACGCUGGUGUAAGAGUAGGAAGCCAGCUCACCAGUCUUUGGCAAUGGAAGUAUUUCACUGCAUGAGGUGCUGUCGAUUUUGUGGCUGGGAGCCACUCUGGAAACACUUAGAGGGCCUUCCUCAUUUGGCUGUGUGCAUUUUGGGGGUGAUGUUUCAGUGGGGGGCAGAAUGUUUCUUUUGUGCACGCCAGGAAAAUUAUCCUUUGGGAUGAGAUGACGGAGGAGGGCUUCUCUUGGAUGCCCUUUCUGAGGUGGACACCUGGGUGGCAGAAUCAUGUUGUGAGGUAGAAGCACCUGGAAGCUUGGGUUGAAGAAUACAGAUGUUUGUGAGACUUUUGUUCUUCUAGAUCAAUGUUCGCUGGAGUUCAUUACCAGAUUAACAAUAUUAUCUGCAAAAGUAAAGACAGUUAAUGCUGACAAGGUGAUGAGAGCACCGGAAAGUUUUAAAGUGCAUUUUUACUGUUUAAACUGCAGUAAACAGGAACUAGCAAUCCCAGACGUGCAAGUCUGAAGUGGGAGCAGCAAAUAAAUAAAUAAAUAAACAAUCUGUUCCUGCAAGGUAUGGUGAAACGUUACCCCAAAACUUUGCAAUUUCAGUGGCCCCAAAUUCAGUCAUCAAAUGGGGCUGACAGCGUUGCCAUCAGUGGCAGAGUGGAGAUAGAUUCCUUGGGCAUAGAAAGCAUGAGCGAGAUGUGUGGAGUUUAUUAGGACUGAGGUACCAAACCACCUCAUUUCUAUGCAGUGGGGAUGUCUUGUGAAAGGGGCUCAAGAUGGUUCUACAUCCAGAAACAGUUGCAGCAGCGGGAAUGCAAUGCAAGGCCUACCAGGGCUCCCAGUUGUUGGCAGUCAUUUUGUAAUCUUUUGUAAUCUUGGGGUAAGACUGGAGGACAACCUGAGGGCUGCACAGAUCUGACCUCUGGGAGCCUAACAGUUAUUUGCCUCUGCCUUCAUGUUUUUCAUGCAACAGUAAAUUAUCCAUCUGAAUUGCAGUUUAAAGCUUUGAUCUCUUGAUCAUGGUAGUCUGUUGCAGUAAACAGGACUCUGUGGCAAACUGUGGCACAUUCAAGACUACCCCAAAUUUAUUCUAGCAUAAUUUUUCUGUAUUAGAAGCCCAUAUCUUCAGAUGCAAUAAGUGAGACUGAGUCCACAAAAACUUAUGCUGGAAUAUAUACUGGCUCAGCUUUAAAACAUGGUUUGUUUACUUAUGGGAAACUCACUGGACAGCCAACCCCAUCUCAAUCCUAGAAUGGUUAACCUUCAUUAUGGCUAAAAUGUGAUUCCCUCCUGGGGAAAAAGCUUUGGGAUUUAAGCUAGCAAGCAACACAAAGAAGAAUGGUAUACAAACUUUCAUUCAGUGCCCUUGUGAAAGUUCCUUUAUGUUGUUGCCAAUAAAUUGGUUUCACCUGCUUUUUUCAACAGCUAGCAAAACUAGAAAGGGGCCUCUAUCAAAUUUCUUUUCCAGCCAUAUCAUUUGAUUUGCAAGGUCUCUGAUUAAACAGGACCUUGAGUUCUUUUAUAUUCUCCUCACAGAAUAGUAACAGCAAACACUGCUCUAAAAUGAGUUGCUAGAAUUUGGGAUUUCUAUUUUAUCUCCAGUUGUCCAGGAAGAACUCUUAAAUUGCACUUCACUCUAGUAUUAUAUGCUGGAUUUUAGAGGUAUGGUGUAUUUAACAGAUAAUCAAAUUAUCUGCAGAGGAAGAGACAUGAUAUAGCAAUUUGGUCUGUUUUAACAGGCACUAACUAAAUAGAUGUAAUGUGCACAUAGGUAGCCCGAUCCAACGAGGAGCGGGAGUAGAGCGGCUGUCUCCUCAGGGGGAAUCAAUGGCAUAAGCACCAGAGGGGAGAAAACACUAAUCUCUCUCUGGGUAAUCCAUUCUCAUAAACGACUUACCCCAUACUUUUUGCAUGCAUAAGUCUGUGCCGCUGGAAGGGAGCAUUCCCAGGCCAAAAAUUCAUUGGGAAUACCCUCCAGGUUGCUGAAGCAGGCAUUUACAAUGGUGGUCAGCCACUGCUGAGCCCACCUUUCAGGUUUGGACCCUGCAGUGGCUGGCCACCGGGUUCAGUCCCUUGACACUGGCGUCUGCGCCACCCUGCAUGGACACUGGCACAACCCUUCCUCCACUUCAAAUGCAGCUUCAGCGCCCUCCCCUUUGGAUUGCACAGUUAAUGAGUUUUGAAAUGAGAUAUAUCUGAAGGAAACCCCCCCCCCCCUUAUUUUGCACUUUGUUUUAUAGAUCAUGCACACCUUCUUGGUGUCCUAUAUGUAUUCGUGACUGGAAAGAGAACAGACUAGAGAUAUCAUGGUGUUUCAUGGUUCUCAGGAUGCUUUUUCUCAGCUUGUGGGCUGGAAUCUCAAUAACUACAAACUUUACUUGUAAAAAGUACAUUUCUACUCCUUGUGGUAACAUUGGAAACCAAUUCAGAAACUAGGGCUGAUUCCGCAUGGGCCAAAAACAGUGGUGUAAAAACGGUAUAAACUUUUUUACACUGCUUUAAACCCUUUUACACCAUUUUCACACCAUUUUCACACCGCUGUUUUUGGCCCAUGCGGAAUGAGCCUAGGAAGUAAGCACAUUCUGCAAACUUGUUAUUUUUAAGCUGAGGCUAAAACUGAUUGGUUGCUCCAUAUAAGGCAAAAUAAUUUCUAACUAGACAGAUAAUUGGUCUAAAUAGACAAAGAACACAGACACUGUUCAAAGGUAUAAUUUAUCUAAUUCAGUUUGAUAAACAUCAGAUUCUGUUGCGUAUAUUUGCAACAGUAGCUUUUUUGAGCUUUCAAUUCUGACCUCUUGACCCCGGCUUCUUCCCCUAACAAUCUAAAGUAGACAUUGCUAUCUGUUUGUCUGUUUUUACCAAGCAGACAGUUUAUCCCACAAUUUCACAGUUAUUUACUCAGGAUUUUGGAUAGUUGGAUCAUUAACAACAGGGUUUUUGUUUACUUUGGUUGGAAGAUAUAGCUGGCAAGGUAAUAUCACAAGGGUGAAAAUUAAAUGCUCUGCAAGGAUAGGAGAUUAAGAAACUGAAAGUGGAAGGAAGUAUCUCCAACUUGAAACAGACUAUUCCACACAAUUGGAUAUUUAAGACCUUUUAGUCAUAGCAUGUCUUCUUGGGGAUGCAUCACAUUGAGAGCUGGAGCCGACUGUCGUUUAAGAUGAAAAAGAGAAUACCUGUUUUUGGAACUCUUGGAACAAACUAUAGCAGGCAACUUGAUGCCUCGUGCAUUUAAAUUAAUAUUCAUCGUCCUGAUAAUGAUGAAUAAUUUUAGACUGCAAUCUUUGAUCAUCUUCAGAAUAUUGUAGUUUCUCUUCCCCACUGGAAGUUGCCUAAAUAGCAUCCCAAAGGAGGUACAGCAUCUUAAUUACCUGUUAAUUACCUGUGAGCAUACAGAUGGGCUGUGGCUUGUAGCUUAAGAAAAAUGACUUUGAUGCCCGGCUGGCAGUGACUGCACUAAACAAAUUAUAAAUUCCACCAACAGGUUAAUUUUAGCAUUCAUAAAUAAAACUGCUAGAGGGACAAACAUGGUCUGCUGAAAUGACUCAUCUGCCUGUCAACAAAAGUGGAUUUAAUGUAUUGUUGGCACUAAGUUUAGUGAUGACUGCAGGUCAGUGAAAUGUUUUUCUAGAACUCCAGCAUAUCUUUUCAGUAUCUCCCUGUUCCUGACCACAUUGACUGACUGUUGCACAUGCAUUGAACAACAAAUAGAAGUUUCGUUUGGAGUCAUAAAGUGGACUGGUUUAUACUAGCAAAAUGUAGGAAUGAGUGGUUACUCUGUUAAAUAUUAUAUGAAGGAAAGCAGCUCUUGUUCAUUUUUAACAAUUACUAAGCACAGAAGCAGAGGAAUGUGCAUAUAUCUUGAAUCAUUCUUAUUACAAUGAUCUGCAACGGUGAACAGCAUAAUAAAAUUAAAAUAAAUUUGUUGAAUGGAAGAUUUCUAGAAAGCAACUCUGUGGAAACUGUUUCUGAAAAUGGCUUUUCCUCCCUCAAUAUUUGAUCAGUGGCUCAAUGUUAUGUAUGAUUGAAAAUAGCUAAUUUCGGGGCUCCUGGGUUUGGGGGCUGCUCAUUUUAUUAUGAAAAAUAAAAUAUUUUUAUAGUUAA
Messenger RNA from Sphaerodactylus townsendi, 4548 nucleotides. It is a transcript of the gene LG12H11orf52, whose product is annotated as linkage group 12 C11orf52 homolog. NCBI's taxonomy places the organism in Eukaryota, Metazoa, Chordata, Lepidosauria, Squamata, Sphaerodactylidae. The record is from RefSeq and is a predicted model, not a curated record. Bases 95 to 466 code for a protein of 123 amino acids. The transcript is spliced from 4 exons. Gene Ontology annotation, cellular component: extracellular exosome.